AUGCAAAAGGCCAUCUUGAUAUCCUGCUUAAUACUUCAACUGACUGCACUGUUCAUCAAUGCACAGGACACUGAUGAAUUGAAGACAGUUUUCGAAUUUCACAACAAAGUGAGACGUUCUGCUCUCAGUGGUGAAAUACCCAAUCAACCGAAAGCGAAAGAGAUGCCUGAGUUGACAUGGAAUGACAAGUUGGCAGAUUUAGCUCAACAACACGUUGAUAAAUGUGUCCUUGAAAAGAGCAAUCUUGAUGAGGUAAUCAUUGGCAAAUAUGACAAAGUGGGUCAAACUGUAGCAGAACACGAAUCAGUCCAAAAAAUAUUAGAUACCUGGUAUAAUGAACACAAAGAAUACAAGUUUGAUCAAAAUGAAUGCUCUUCAGAAUGUGGCAGUUACAAGCAGAUCGUUUGGGCUGCCACGAAGGAAAUCGGCUGUGGUUAUAAACUAUGUGGGAAGAAAGCGACGGUUGUAUGCAACUAUGCACCAGGAGCUGAAGAAGGAAAACCUUAUGAAAAGGCAUAA
This is a messenger RNA of Trichobilharzia szidati, 519 nucleotides long. NCBI's taxonomy places the organism in Eukaryota, Metazoa, Platyhelminthes, Trematoda, Strigeidida, Schistosomatidae. The record is from the annotation of a GenBank genome assembly.